Messenger RNA from Microcebus murinus (gray mouse lemur), 6015 nucleotides. It is a transcript of the gene DCUN1D3, whose product is annotated as defective in cullin neddylation 1 domain containing 3. Gene Ontology annotation, biological process: protein neddylation. Lineage: Eukaryota; Metazoa; Chordata; Mammalia; Primates; Cheirogaleidae. The record is from RefSeq and is a predicted model, not a curated record. Gene Ontology annotation, molecular function: ubiquitin-like protein binding; cullin family protein binding; ubiquitin conjugating enzyme binding. Gene Ontology annotation, cellular component: ubiquitin ligase complex.
CCGCAGAUGAAGAGGAGGCGGUGGCAGUGGUGGAAGAAGAGGCGGCGGCGGCGUGGGUAGGGAGCCUGGAAACGCAAGCGGGGAUGGUAGGUGGUUUGGACCCGCCGGGCCGCCGUCGUUUCCAGAAAGGGUUUGACUGGAGGAACCUCUGGAGCAGCUGUUGGCUAGCUCCUCUGGCUGAUGGCAUGUUGAGGUACGUGGGCCAGUGGCAGCGAGGGCAUCCGAGCCAGAGGGGGCCACUCUAAAGGCCGGGCCACCAGCACCAUGGGCCAGUGUGUCACCAAGUGCAAGAAUCCCUCAUCAACCCUGGGCAGCAAGAAUGGAGACCGUGAACCCAGCGGCAAGUCACACAGCAGACGGGGUGCAGGCCACCGUGAGGAGCAGGUGCCACCCUGUGGCAAGCCAGGUGGGGACAUCCUGGUCAACGGGACCAAGAAGGCGGAGGCUGCCACUGAGGCCUGCCAGCUGCCAACAUCCUCGGGAGAUGCUGGGAGGGAAUCCAAGUCCAAUGCUGAGGAGUCUUCCUUGCAGAGGUUGGAAGAACUGUUUAGGCGCUACAAGGAUGAGCGGGAGGAUGCAAUUUUGGAGGAAGGCAUGGAGCGCUUUUGCAAUGACCUGUGUGUCGACCCCACAGAAUUUCGAGUGCUGCUCUUGGCUUGGAAGUUCCAGGCUGCAACCAUGUGCAAAUUCACCAGGAAGGAGUUUUUUGAUGGCUGCAAAGCAAUAAGUGCAGACAGCAUUGACGGAAUCUGUGCACGGUUCCCUAGCCUCUUAACGGAAGCCAAACAAGAGGAUAAAUUCAAGGAUCUCUACCGGUUUACAUUUCAGUUUGGCCUGGACUCUGAAGAAGGGCAGCGGUCACUGCAUCGGGAAAUAGCCAUUGCCCUGUGGAAACUAGUCUUUACCCAGAACAAUCCUCCCGUAUUGGACCAGUGGCUAAACUUCCUAACAGAGAACCCCUCGGGGAUCAAGGGCAUCUCCCGAGACACUUGGAACAUGUUCCUUAACUUCACUCAGGUGAUUGGCCCCGACCUCAGCAACUACAGUGAGGAUGAGGCCUGGCCAAGUCUCUUCGAUACCUUUGUGGAGUGGGAAAUGGAGCGAAGGAAAAGAGAAGGGGAAGGGAGAGGUGCACUCAGCUCAGGGCCCGAGGGCUUGUGUCCCGAGGAGCAGACUUAGUGGCUCUGUCCCAGGAGCAGCAGCAAGGAUCUGCCCGCUGCCCUGCAGCCAACCGAGGAAUUGGACCUUUGUGGAAAUUACUGAAGAUCCGGAUAUUUUCUACUUUACACCUUUCUCUGCCUUGUAUCUGAAAGGGCUCUAAAAUGCUGUAUCAUGUUUUAGGCACUUUCUUCAUUUUUUGGUUAUUUUGGUUAUUUCUUUUUUGGGGGGUCCCCCAAAAUAUUUGAACCUGGCUACAUGUUGUGUACCUUUUUUUGAAGCCUUCAGAUAGAAUAAGCCUGCCAUUUCUUGCACAAAUUAGAUUUUUUUGUGUGGGGGAGGGUGUAGAACAGGGUGGGGGAUGGGACUGUUAGGUUGAAUUAACAUUACAAAAUGAUACAGUGCCAGAUCUCAGUUUUGCAUAUUGUUUUUCAGGGCAGGUCUGUACUGUGUGUAGUGCUGUUUACAUGGUUGAAUUUAGGUUGUAAUAAUUAUUUUUAAAGAUUUACACAGAUUUGAAUAGCAGUGUUAACUGUUAACCACAUUGCAUUAAUUCCCAGACCAUUUAGAGCUCUUGGAGAGCCCAUGCCCACCAAGAGUGUUUAUAGUCUGGUGACAACCCCCUUUUAAGCUAAUUUAUCCAAAACCCUUAUUUCCCUCACUUCUUGCUCAUUCCUCCUUUGACCUAUUGCAUUUCAUGUUGAGUUUAUCCAUCAACAUGCUGUACCUGUCAGUCAAGUGAGCAGUUUUUUUUUUAAAAAGAACAUACUGUACUGAGAACCACUUAAGCAUUGAAUGCAGAGAAAGCAGUGCUACCUCAGUUUUGCUGGAAGUAGACUUCUUUGAUAGUUUUCUUUCUUUGAUGAAGUUUCUGUAUUUUCAUAUUGAAAGUGGAAAUACCUUUUUUUUUUUCCCAUUUGCCUUGGAGCCAAAGUUUCUGUUCCUGGUGGUCGGGAAACUGUGCCAGCCGGCCAACUGACUUGAAGGAAAACUGUGGUAUGGAGCUCUGCUUGAAUUUUUUUUUUUUUUUCUUUGAGAUAUCAUCAGCUUACUUGUCUGGCAAGUGCAGAAGCCUGGGGUUGGCUUGAACUCUGCCAAACAAAUAUCAAAGUGUAUUUAAUAGUUAAAUGUGUGCCCUUUCCCUUCUUGCUGCACCCAUGUUGUCACUUAACCCCCAGGAGUUAUUUAUUAUCUUUUUGUUAAUGUCAGGCUCAUUUGGGGUAAUGUGAUGACUGUUUAGGUUUACAUGAUCCUCCUCUCCUUUCCCUACCCCCAAAAUGUAUAUAUACAUAUAUAAAAUAUGUAUAUAUUUUACCUAUAUAAAAUAUAUAUAUAUACACAUAUAUGUAUCUAUAUUCCUUUGUUUCUUUGCCUGCUAAAACUGGCCAUAAAAGAGGGAGCUGCCUUCAAUAUAUAAAGUAUAAGAAGAGUGCCAGGGAAUGUCAUUACGGAGGUUUUCAAAUAUGAAUUUGGACCAUUUUCACUAAGAAGAACAUGACUUUGGUUAGCCCUUUCCUCAUAAGAGGGAGGGCCCAGUCCUCAGACUCCUUGCGUGCUUGCUCCAGAAGGCUGGCUUUGGCCAGACUGCCACAGGGGCAGAGGAGCUGACUCUGGUCCUACCUGGUUUCAGUAGAGGGUCCUCUUGUUAUUUUUCCAUUUAAAAAAAUAUGUCCUUAAAAAACUGUACUGGACAGGUGGGUGGCAGGAACUUGUGUAGUUCAGCUUCCAACACUUUGGAACAGAUUAAAAAGGGAAUCUUUUAAAUAAAAACUUACAAAAAAUAUUUAUACUCUUGAGGUAAUGAGAUUUUGUCUAUUAAACAUUUGGAGUUUCUCCCCUCUACCUGCCAGGUAUGUUUUUCAACCUGGGCAGGAAUUGCACGUUUUGAUUUCCUAUAUUAGUAGCCUUACAGCUCUGGGCUCCCAUCUUUACAAGGAUGAUUAUUUAAGGAGUUUCAGCAGUCGAUGUUUUUAUAAAAUUGAUAUUGAUAUAGAGAACAUACUUGGAAUUUGCUUUUUUUAAAAAUUCUAAACCUGACAGUUCCUCCUUUCAGCAGGGCAGAUGGUAAAUUUUAAAAGCAUCACCAGUAGGUUCACAAUACUGGAAGGUUGAAGGGGGUCUUUGGCCAGAUGUCUGGCUUUGUUCUAGCUAAAUAAGACACAAGACCCUUAUAUGAGAGCUUCCAGGGGCCCGAGCAGGUUCUGUGGACUCAACUGCAGUUGAGGUACCCAGACUGAGGUCUUAAAAGGACCACCUUUUCAUCCAGCCAGUUUGCAACCUGAUUUUCCCAGUUCUGGAUUGGGUAGAGGUUGAAUGAGGGGAAAAGCAGGCUGCUGCUACCUGGUAAUGCUCUUUCUGUCCCAUAUGAGGAGGGUGCAUGGGAGAGAGGUGCACAGAAGAGGGAGGCAGCUAAGGACUCUGGAGGAACUAGAUUCCUUCCCCAGCCUAUGAGAACACAUUCCACACAUUAAGUGUAUUAGAGUGGGUGGCUUUUGUUUUAUUUUUAAAUUAACUAUUCAGCUCUGCCACCCCCCACAAAAGAGCCAAUUAAAAAUUAUUUUUGGUUAUGGUUUUAAUGGUCCAUUUGUUACAGAAAUGCAAAUGAGAAGCCAGAAAAGGGAGCAGUCAGGAAGGGACUUACAAGUUUCUUCCAGGUUUUAGUCCUGGAUUUCAAGCUUCUACAGUAGCUCUGGGCCAAUGCUUGACUCUUUCAUGAGCACAGGAAGAGCAGUUUUUUUGCAAACGGAUCCAAGGUGAGGUAUGUGUAGGGCCUGCAGUUAUACUUCUGCGAAACGAAAAGCCUUGUUCCUCUCAACCUUAGAAAUAGAUUUGCUGCGUAAUGGGUAAGCAGUAAUUCUGUAGAGAAGACAAAUGCCCCUCAGAUAAAGCCAGUGCACCCCUCCUUAGCAAUGUCACACCCGUGUGCUGUGGAGGACAGGAUGUGGAUGCCAUUUUGAAGACAGGCACAUCUAAGGGUGACUACCACAAACUGAAUAUUUGUGUUGGGAGAUUACUUGGUUUUAGCAAAUGGCUUUGUGAGAUUCUGUGGUGUUUCUUUAGCAAUUUAUUAGAAAGCUGGUAUGAGUUGAAGUAUUGCUUCAUUGACUUGCUCUCUCCCUCAUGCUGGAUUGCCAAAUUUGAAUGUAUCAUUGUCAACCCCACCUUCUGUACUGAUGCUUUGCUAUCCUUCAGCUGAUUUCCUCAGCAGCUCUCCCCUCAUCCUGCCAGAUGUGCCCACAUGUGUGAGUUGAGUCCAGAAACUCUUAUCUGCUCUUCUGAUAAGGGAAGAAGAAAAAUCUAGAACUGGUGAAGAUCUAAAUUUCAACCAAACCUCCAAGCCCAGGGAAAUAUAAUUAAAAAUGUAUAAGGCAGUGUUUUUAAUAUUGAACUUCCCUAAAGAAGGCUCAAACCAGCCUUCUUGGAAAGUAAGAAAGGAUUAAGCCACACAGUAUUAGUCUUUGAAACAGUACUAAUCUCCCAGGGGCUGGUGCCAAAAUCUGGUCCUCAGUGCUAUAGGCUGCAAGGUGUUGCAUGCCAUAGUUUACUUGAUGGCUUCCUAUGCUAUAUACACCAUGCCAACUUGUAUUAAACAAUGGUGGGAAGUUAUUGGGAUAAGGACUGGUCUAAAAGUUUACAAUUCAAAACAUAUGUCUAGGGCCGUUUAUUUUGCCAUAUUUCAAGUGAAAUUUCAGUGUAGCAAAGCCCCAAAGGUAGAGUAAUUAUACAAUUACAAGAUAAAGGCUGGAAGAAAGCUGCUGCUAGGGUUUUUGCUUUUUUUUUUUUUUUUAAGUAGCCUGCUUUGCUGUUUUUCUUGUGUCUCCUAUGUUUGGUUAGUUAUGACUUGAACAUCUUGGUAACUGACAAAGGUCUUCCUUGGGGGACUACAGCAAUAUCUUGUUUAAAUGGCUGAAAGGACUAUUAAAGUUAUUGAAGUAUGUUAAUUGGGACUCAUUUGAGGACAUGUGACAUUGAACCUCCUCUUACUAAACAGUGUUUUCUGAGUCAUAUAAAUGGGGUUCCCACCCCUUCUAACCCCCUUCAAAGUUUAUUCCUAUGGUAUUAACAUAUAUCCAGUUUAAUCUGGACUGGGACUGCACAUUGGUGAGGAUCAGCAGGGUUUCCCCCCACCACCUCCGAAGGAUGAAAUAAAUAGAUGUUUGGGCACUGGUUGCAGAAGCCAAGGUGGUUUGAAUAGAUUUGAGUAACCAUUGGGUUCUGCUUCUGAUUCAGGUGCUAGGGCAUGUCCUCCCUAUUCCUCUCUUCUUGGAAACCCAACCUGCUCUCAGAUGCCUAUUUCCACCACCCAUCUUCUUUUCUUGAUACUUUCAACACAAAUCUUGGAUAUUGCCAAAGGAAGCCAUUCAGCAGCUGCUGCAGAUCCCCAUCACCCCCCCCCCACACACACACACACACAUACAUUAGCUCUGGGAGAAAUGUCUUCCUUCUGAACCUGGUCCCCAGCUCCCAGUCUGUAAUUAAUUGCUCUUACCUGUUGCACUAAUUCAAAGGGGGAAUGUGAAGCAAUAGGCAAAUGGGGCUUGGAUGAAUUGGUCCCACAGAUACCCUGCCUUAAGCCGCUGAGGUGAUGAGUCCACUGCUCAUGUGACCCUCCACCUUUGUGGAUCCCUCUUGGUUUGUGACCAGUGUGUCUGUUUCUUGAGGUUGUACAAACUUGACAAAAGUUAAUACUUUUGUUUGUAUUCUCUGCACUGUUGCACUCUCCAAAUGGCCCCUUGAAUAUUUUUAUUAACUUGUUACACACAUUUUUGUCUUUGAUGUCUACAUUAUUUUUUUCUUUUAAUGUUUUUUUAUUUGGAAGGUUACCUGCUGUUGGAUUUAAUAAAUUUGUUUACUUGA